Aspergillus brunneoviolaceus CBS 621.78 is the source of this 996-nucleotide messenger RNA. RefSeq names its product signal peptidase complex subunit 2. Bases 107 to 751 code for a protein of 214 amino acids. Lineage: Eukaryota; Fungi; Ascomycota; Eurotiomycetes; Eurotiales; Aspergillaceae. Gene Ontology annotation, cellular component: signal peptidase complex; membrane. The record is from RefSeq and is a predicted model, not a curated record. The transcript is spliced from 3 exons. Gene Ontology annotation, biological process: protein targeting to ER.
CGUCACCUCUCAAAUUAUCUCAAGGAACGUCAACUACCAGAAGCUUAGCCCUCUGGAUUAAAAGAAUUGCUAGUAUAUAUUGACCUACCAAAAAGGGGACUCACCAAUGUCGUCCGCAGAGGCACCCAAGGUGCCUGUUUAUUCGAGCAAUGAUCUGAAAUCCACCACCGACGAUGCCCUGGCACCGCACCUCACCACCCUCCCGCAACCCUACCGAUUUACCCAAGACAACACCAUGCUGAACGUGCGCUUGGUGCUGGGCUACGCGGCCGUCGCCAUCGCCGGGUUCACCUUUUACGCAGACCGCAUGCUGAAGUGGGAGGCGACUCGCUCGCCGUGGAUUCUGGCGGCCGUCGCAUCGUACUUCAUUCUCAAUUCCCUGCUCACAUACUGGAUCUGGGCCGUCGAGGCGGGCGAGGUGUUUCGAGGCAAGCGCAAAUCGGGUGAAACGAUCAUAAUCCGCUCCUUCGUCAAGAAGCAUUCCCCGCUUUACAAGCUCAAGGUUCAGUACACGUCCCCGGCGGGCAAGGUCAUCCAGGAGAAAGAGAUCGAAACGUCGUUCACGAAGUGGUUUGCGGCCGACGGAACGUUCCACAUCCAGCCGCUCCGCGACUGGUUGGCGAGCGAGAUUGAGAUUCUGCGGCUUGCGGCGAAUGAGAUUCAGAGGAAGACUGGCGGUGCUGCGAGUCAUGUCGCUGUUCAGGAGGCGGAGCAGGUUGAAGGGGGCAAGAGUGCGACGAAGAGGAAGUGAAGAAACAUGACGUAUAAGCCCUCCUUUUUACCACAAACGGAAACAUCUGGGGUGAUUGGAUCUGCAUGUCAAAAUGGCGCAACGUCUGGGAUUGUAUCUGGUGUGAUGUCAGGCUCUCUUUUCCAAAUCUCAUCUUGCGGGGUUUUCUUGCGAUAGUAGCUUGACUGGGGUUUGAGAACAAAACCACCUUCCAUGGCAUGCAUUCAACGGUAUAGUCUUUGUAGCGCUAGGGUUACCCCCCUCCC